Messenger RNA from Aspergillus thermomutatus, 1590 nucleotides. RefSeq lists its product as uncharacterized. Gene Ontology annotation, biological process: amino acid activation for nonribosomal peptide biosynthetic process; secondary metabolite biosynthetic process. The transcript is spliced from 3 exons. Gene Ontology annotation, cellular component: cytoplasm. NCBI's taxonomy places the organism in Eukaryota, Fungi, Ascomycota, Eurotiomycetes, Eurotiales, Aspergillaceae. Bases 1 to 1590 code for a protein of 529 amino acids. The record is from RefSeq and is a predicted model, not a curated record. Gene Ontology annotation, molecular function: catalytic activity; phosphopantetheine binding.
AUGUCGAGUCUUGCCAGUUCAGCCGGGGACGUCCUGGCCGACUUCACCGACGGCUUUCAUGCCUUUGUAUCUGCCACAGAGAUCAGUCUAUGGCAGGUGGUCCCCGCCUUUCUGAUGCCGUCGCUCUUCAUGCCUCUAGCCCGGAUUCCUCGCACGGGAACAGGAAAGAUCGAUCGUAGGAGCAUUCGUCAUGCCUUUCUGAGUCUCCCAGCCGGUGCGCUGGAUCCAAUUCGCCGACGGAAAGCCCCGAAAGCAGAGCCAGCGACGCCUGCGGAAGAUUUGGGCAGAGCCGGUGUUGACACUCCUCGCCAACACGGCAGCUCCUUUGCCCAGGGCCCCGUCAGACAGUUGGAGCCGUUCAGUCUGUCGAGGGUGGACGCGGACCCCAAGUCUUUCUCCGAUCUCGUAUGUCGUGAAGGGAUUUUGCCUUGUCGAGUGCUCGACGCUCUCUCUGCAACAGAGGUCCAGGAAUUCUUCAUCCAAAGGAACACGGUGCGCUAUUAUAAUUUCCGUCUGCGGGGCACAAUCGAUGUCGAUCGACUCCGUGCCGCAUGUGAUGAGAUGAUGACCCGGUUCAGUAUCCUGCGCACCGUCUUCCUGGACCGUCACGUAGCUACGAGCAGGUCGUCCUACGAGGGGUUCCCCUGCCAUUCGUGCAUCACUCCUUUGGCCAGGAUUUCGUCUCCCAAGCCCAAGCUCUGUGGGAAGACGAUCGAUCCAGUUUUGAUAUUGCUCGUUUAUCCUGGUAUCCGGUUCCGACAAGGACCAUCUGUUUACGGUUCGCAUCUCGCAUGCGCAGUGGGACGGCGUGUCCAUGCCGCUCCUCUUCCAGGAUCUGGCUGCCGCGUACAAUGGCGUCGCCUUGUCACCACCUCGGGCUUCUCAGACGUCCUCUAUCAACGCGCCGUGCAGCGAGGCGAGGCAGGGUUUAGCUUCUGGCGAGAAUAUCUGGAUGGUGCUGUGAUGGCGCGAACCGCAUUACCGUCUCUCCCCGCGGGGUUCACCAUGGCCACCCUCGUCAUUGCCGCCUGUGGAUUCCAUCUCGCGCGCCUGAUGUCCUGCACGGAUGUCACCUUCGGCCAAACUGUCAACGGGCGUAGCAUGCCCCUCGAGAAUAUCGAUGUGAUCCUAGGACCCUGCCUGAACUUCAUUCCAUUGCGACUCCGCCUUCAGCGCGCCUGGACAGUGCGGGAUCUGCUCCAGCACGUUCAGGACCAGUACGUGCGCCCACUCCAGUACGAUUACAUGGGGCUCCGGGAUAUUGUCCGGCAUAGUACGGACUGGCCAGCGGGCACUGAGUUUGGGCUCAUCGUGCAGCAUCAGAACAUCCAGUUGCAGCACGACCUUCCCUUGGAGGGUGAUGUCCAGGUCGAAUACUCGCUGUUUCCGCAGUUCAACCCCGUACGGGAAGUCUUCGUCUUCUCCGAGCCUCAUGAGACCCAUUUGGAGAUGCAAAUCUGCGCCAAUAGCCGGAUUCUGUCGCCAGAUGCGGGCACUGCGUUGGUCAAAUCCCUUUGCGAGAUCAUCGAGCUGUUCGCCGACAAUCCGGAUAUGCGCCUCGCCAAGGAGAUGGAUUCGGUCUCGGUAUAG